This is a messenger RNA of Apus apus (common swift), 5193 nucleotides long. RefSeq names its product secretory carrier membrane protein 4 (gene SCAMP4). Lineage: Eukaryota; Metazoa; Chordata; Aves; Apodiformes; Apodidae. Bases 1565 to 2254 code for a protein of 229 amino acids. The record is from RefSeq and is a predicted model, not a curated record. Gene Ontology annotation, biological process: protein transport. Gene Ontology annotation, cellular component: trans-Golgi network membrane; recycling endosome membrane. The transcript is spliced from 8 exons.
UUGGAGCAGCCUGGGCUGGUGGGAGGUGUCCCUGCCCAUGCAGGGGUUGGGACUGGGUGAUCUUUAAGGUCCCUUCCAACACAAACCAUCCCAUGAUUCUAUACAAACAACAAAGGGGACUGGCCAUGACAUCCAAUGCACUUCUAGCAGAUUCCUGCAGGUGCUCUACAAAAAUUUCCCUGAUCUGAGAUGGUGAAACACAUUUCAUGCUGAAGUCACAGUCAAAAUAAUCCCACUGCUGCCUGCCUGGACAACCAGCUCGGGUUGCCAGUGUGUCUUGGUUUGAAAGGGAAAUGAUGCCUCUUAAAAUGACACUGGGCAGUUUUGUCUUUGAAAUGCUGGUGAAGAAAAGCUCUGACUGUCUCCAGCAGGCUCCUGUGAGUCAUGUGCCUUGGGCUGUAAACCUGGGAAUUACUCAUUGACCAUGGAUGAGCACAGUAGGAAAAGGAAGUUCACUUCACACCCUGGUUUCCGUAGCUUGUGUGGGGCUUUUUUUUCCUCCUUCCUCCACAAAUAGUGAAUUGUGCAUGAAGAAACCUCUGCAGUGGAGAGCAGGGUGUUGGGUUCUGUCUGUCCCCAAUCUAGUGUGGCCAGCAGGUCAGGGAGGUUCUCCUGCCCCUCUGCUCUGCCCUGGGGAGGCCUCACCUGGAGAACUGGGUCCAGUUCUGGGCUCCCCAGUUUGUGAAGGACAAGGAGCUGCUGGAGAGAGUCCAGCCCAGGGCACUGAGAUGCUGAGGGGGCUGGAGCAUCUGCCUGGGAGGAAAGGCUGGGAGAGCUGGGGCUGCUCAGCUGAGAGAAAAGGAGGCUGAGGGGGGAUCUGGUCAGUGCUGGUGAAUAUCUCCAGGGGGUGGCAGGAGGAUGGGGCCAGACUCUGCUCAGGGGUGCCCAGGGACAGGACAAGGGGCAAUGGGCACAAACUGGAGCACGGGAGGGUCGAGCUAAACAUGAGGAAACACUUUUUGAGUGUGAGGGUGACAGAGCCCUGGGCCAGGCUGCCCAGGGAGGCUGUGGAGUCUCCAUCCCUGGAGACAUUCCAACCCCACCUGGAUGUGUUCCUGUGGGAUCUGCUCUAGGGCAUCCUGCUCUUGCAGGGGGUUGGACUGGGUGAUCUCCAGAGGUCCCUUCCAACCCCCUAACAUUUAAAAAAAAACAAAAACAAAACAAAGCUGCAGACCUUCCCCUGAAUCAAGAGCUUAUCUUGGUGGUGUUAUCUGGCUCAGAUUGACCCAUGGUUGGAUGAUACCUGUUUAUGUUCCUGAUUAUCUGUGUUUGCUACAGAAUCUAUUUCCUUAUGACAGGAUCUUGUGUCUGGAGUGUGACUUGAGGACAUUUAGGCUGUUCAGUGAAUUUUUCCUGCUAAAGGAGUUUUACCCUCUGGUCAUCCCAGCUGAGCAACAUGAUCAACUUACCAGGCACAAGAUUUUUACCCUGACUCUCCAGUGGAAGCAGUUGGGAAGGUCCACAGAGCCAGGAGCCAACAGAUCAUCUCAACACCUCCAUGAGGCAUUCAGUCUGAUCUGUUGCUGUCUCUCUGACACUGCACCAGGGAACACUCUGAAUAGACAUGGCAGAAAAGGUGAAUAACUUCCCACCGCUCCCCAAGUUCAUCCCUCUGAAACCAUGUUUCUACCAGAAUUUUGCUGAUGAAAUUCCCAUCGAUUAUCAGUCUCUGGUGAAGAGAAUCUACCACGUAUGGAUGUUUUACUGCCUGACGCUCGUGGUGAACAUCAUUGCAUGCAUGGCCUUGUGGAUUGGAGGAGGUUAUGGGGCCAAUUUUGGUCUGGCCAUCCUCUGGCUCCUCAUCUUCAGUCCCUGUAGCUACAUCUGCUGGUUCCGACCUGUCUACAAAGCCUUUAGGUCCGACAGCUCCUUCAACUUCAUGGCGUUUUUCUUCAUCUUCAGCGCUCAGUUUCUCCUCACCAUCCUGCAGGCCGUGGGGUUCUCUGGAUGGGGAGCUUGUGGAUGGGUGGCAGCCAUUGCUUUCUUCAGCACCAACGUUGCAGCUGCUGUGUUCAUGCUCUUCCCUGCCAUCAUGUUUACCAUGUCAGCAGUGGCAAUGCUCAUCUGCAUUAUAAGGGUACAUAAAAUCUACCGAGGGGCUGGUGGAAGCUUUCAGAAAGCUCAGGAUGAGUGGAACAGUGGUGCCUGGAGGAACCCUCCCAGCAGGGAGGCCCAGUACAACAAUUUUUCUGGGAACAGCCUGCCAGAGUAUCCCACAGUGCCCAACUACCCCUCGGGAAACCAAUGGCCUUAAGCAGCAACAGCUGCAAACUGCCUGGAUUCUCUUCUUUUUGGUCUUUUUAUUAUUGUUAUUUGAAAAAAAAAAUAUAUAUAUAUACAUCUAUAUCUCCUUUGCAUCCCCCCCAGCCCACCCUGAGCACCCUGCUCACCUGUGGGACUUCUUUGGCUUUUGUCUCCUCAUCACUGCAGAAGAUCUGUGCUGCCAGCCCUUGCCACCUCUGCACGGCCUCUCCAGGAAGAUGGUUUUUUGAUGUACCAGUAUUUGCCUUGUCACAGCCUGAGGAACCAACCAUUCCCUGCCCUUCCUUGCAAGAAUCCUCUCCUGACCAUGGGUGGCCAAGCCUGACUUCCCCACCACGGUCAGCGCAGCCGGCACUGCUCCUCCUCCUGCCUCCCUGCAGAGCUCCCUGCCAAGUCCUCUCUCGCUGGAACAAACGUCAAGCAGAGCUUUCCUAGCAACUGGUGUUUACUCUCCUGGAUGAAUAACCUGGAAUUUCUCACUCUAAGGGAAAAUGCAGCCCCUAAAUUACCUGGUGCUCGUUGAUAAACGGUGUCUGUGAAAUCUACAGCCUGAGGAAUCUUUGAGCUCACAGGGCUUGGCUGAGGGGGAGUGGAGCUCAGGUGUGAAGUGCCCAAGAGUCCUCACCUGCCUGGUUAGGACUGUUGUUAGGACUACAAGUCUUGCUUCCCCUGCUGCCAAAAGGUGGGAGGUUUUUUCGCCAGGUCUGUGUGCUUCAAAGGUGCAGAUUCAUCUCGUUUGGUUAAUGAUUGUUCACUCCAAGCCUGGCCCAGAGCCCUCUGGCAGCUCCUGAGGAGCUUUGCUGCCUUGGGCUUUGGGCCUGGCCAGUUGGGUGACGUUCACCCUGUUCCAGGUGGGCAGCACCAGAUCCCUGUGUCCUCAGACUUCCAUGGAUGUGGCUUCCAGGUUUUGUGCUGACCCAAGGAAUGUCCCACAGGACACACCUUGCCCUGGUGGGACAACUUUUUGUCAGGGCUCCCGGAUGGAAGAGAGCUGCUGAUCUUGGUGUGGGGGCCCCAGUGGUGUUUGGGAAUGAUUCUGUUACAGUGAAUAGAUUUAAUUCUGCUUUCUGCUGAUGUGCUUGAAAUCCAGACAUUUUCCAGGGGGGUCUGGAGGACCAAGACAAGUUGGUUACUCCUCAUAACUGAUGUUAGCUCUGCAGACCUGCUCUGUGUCCCUGUGUCCAGCAGCACUUCCCUUCCACACACACCAGGGAGAGUGAUUCUUGCCUUUCCCCACGGACCAGCUACAGGGAGGAUGAAGCUGUUGGAGGGAUUGUUGUGCCUGAGCUCACAUCCAGCUUCUUCAUCUCCAUUCUGUGUGUGUACAUCCCAAAUCCUGGCACCUGAGCCAUCCAACUCCCCUGUGAUCCAAGCAGCAAAGGCUGCAGGUUUUUUCUCUCUUUCAGCAGUGAAUUUUUUGUCAAAACUGGGAGGUCAGUUCCCAGUAUUUUUUAUAGUGAGUGAGUGUUCAAAAGUCUUUGGUUCUGAAGGUUUUGGCCAAUGAUCCUGGGAAGGACCAAGUGCUCCACUGUGGGGACCUGGGAGGUGUGGGGCACCCCAUGGGGCAGACCCAGAGCUUGGCAGGUGGGUGGGUGGGAUCCUGGGGGUGUUACAGUGUAAAUGGAGUCACUCCAAAUUCACACUGAGCAACUGGAAAACCGAAUUGGCUCCUGGAAAGGGACAGGGAGGUUGUCCUGGCUGGGAGGAAUUGAUUUGCAAGGGAUGUUUAGAAAACUGUCUCUCCAUGUGCCUUAUCUAGUAACAGCUCAGAAGAACUCAUCCUCCCCACCAGAACUUCCCAGUUGCUCUCUUGAGCUUUUCCUGUCUCAUACUGUGAAUAUGAAGUGAAGCACAGCUUGGGGUCUGUGUGACACCUUUGUCACUGGGGCCAAAGUGAAAGCAAACAUGACUCAGAGGGCAGAGCCUCCCUCAGUGCCCCUUUGCAGGCACCUGCUGCAGAACCAGCCUGUCCCUGCCUCUGGGUAUUUCACCUGCUCUGAACAUGAGGGGUUGUUUGCUUGUAUUUUUCCUGCAAGUGUGCAAUGUGCUUGUGAGUAGGAAUGCUUGAAGCCUUCUGAACACCCCCCCCCCCCCCCCCCCCAUCGUCCAGCUUUUAGGUGCCUUUGUCUUGUGUCAAGUGUCAUUUGAAGUGUCCUUUGUCAAGAGAGUGAUAAAGAACUGCCUGUUGAUUAACUCCCUGGAAAUGGGAUUGCACUGGGGGGGAGUGGGGGGAGGUUAAGGAGGCUGAACCCGAGGUUGGCCAUCCUUGGAGGCCAGAACAUGGUGCCCCCCCGUGUCCUGCCCCCUCCAGCCCUGCCCCUCACCAGCCUCAGCCUUUUGCCAAUUUGUUUUCCCAAGUCCAUUUGGUGUCUGUCCUUUGAUAGCCUGUCAGGUUGGAGAUGUCAAAGGAAUGGAGAGGAGAAGCAUUGCUGGGGACACUGUGCCCUGAUGCUUUUCACUCUGGAUAAUCCAAGGGGCUGUUUGCAAGCACCCCCGUGCAGUCAUUGAGGAUGCUGGGUGCAGGAGAAGGGCUCCUCAGGAGCCUGCCCACCAAGAUGGUCAGAGCCAGACACCAAAAUUGCCCCCCCUGAGUCUCAUCACUGCCUGAGAUCUCUCCAGAGCUCACAUGAACCUCUCUGGAUGGGAUCCCUCAUCCCCCCUCCAUCCCCUUCCAUGCCAGAAACUAACUCCAGAAAGUUGACUCAACGUGCUGCUCAUUUUUUUGGAUUCUGUAUGUUGGUUUUUGUUUACAUGAUAUUCCUAAGACUUCUUAACACCAUUUCACCUGGACCUUGGCUCCUGGGCUUGUUGGGCCUCACGUGGCGUGUUCGUGUGUGAUGUUUCAUGUCACUCGUGGGGCUCUGGGUUUUGUUUCUGUUUUGUUCCUGAUCACAAGACAAUAAAUGCUCAUCCUGCGCUUGAUGACAAGAA